Messenger RNA from Fomitopsis serialis, 405 nucleotides. Its product is annotated as RlpA-like double-psi beta-barrel-protein domain-containing protein-containing protein. The transcript is spliced from 4 exons. Bases 1 to 405 code for a protein of 134 amino acids. The record is from RefSeq and is a predicted model, not a curated record. Lineage: Eukaryota; Fungi; Basidiomycota; Agaricomycetes; Polyporales; Fomitopsidaceae.
AUGCUCGCUGCUCUCAUCGGUGCCCUCACCGCCAUCGCUGCUGCCACGCCCAUCGACGGUAGUGAGACCCAAGCUCUCGAGAAGCGUGUCACCCACACUGGCAAGGCCACUUACUACUACCCGGGCCUCGGUGCCUGCGGUGAGACCGACGGCAACAGCGACCCUGUCGUCGCCAUCUCCCACCUCAUCUACGGCAGCGGCGGAAACUGUUUCCAGUGGAUGCAAAUCACCGACCCAGCCACUGGCAUCAGCCAGUACGCCAAGACCGUCGACGAAUGCGAGGGCUGUGGCGAGUACGACAUCGAUCUCAGCCCGUCUCUCUUCGAGUCCCUGGGUGCUCCGCUCUCCCAGGGUGUCAUCCAGGGUGUCGAAUGGCACUUCAUGGCCAAGGGCUGGAGCCCGUAA